CACGGAGGUGCCCAAGGCACACAGGAGCCCCGUCCACAGGAUCAGCUGGUUAAACCAUUUUCCGACUCCCCAGUCCCGGAGCUGGUGCCCCAGCAACUAGGACUUCAGGCUGUCAGCUUCCUCGAGGGUACAGAUGAGAAAGUGAAGGUGCUGACAGACAGACAUGGGACAUUCCUUGAGGCCAGAGCCAGCAAUCAGCGGAGGCCCCGAUCCCACCCCUGCCUACAGUGGCUUCCCAGGCUGGAAGGCAGCCGCCCUUGGACCCGAAAAUUAGAAUACAGGAAACUGCUUCUGGUUCGUGGUGAGGACCGUUUUUCCCAGAGACGGGAAGCUGCCCAUGCACUGGAUCUCCAUUUUCUCGCCUACCAAAGCAAGGAUCAUAAUGGUGCCCCUGCCACACACUUGUGAGGGUGCAGGAGGGAGUCCAUGGGAGUAUGAACAUCGUCGGGUCGUCCGAGUCACGGUAUUUCUGAGAAGUUGCACUGCUUCGUAGCUACUUGGAGCUCAGAGCGUCUUACCGUGUUAUCUGGUCCUCUGGGAAGCAAAUGUUGCAAGGGUGUUAGCAAUACAAGGGGCUUACUGGGGGGCGAUGCCAGUGAGAGACAGAGGGGAGAGGGAGCAGGACUGGGCCAGGAAGUGGGUGGGCCACCUGUGGAAGAAGAGGGCGAAGGGAAGUGUGGGUAAGAAGAGCCUCAGAGGGUACAGCUCUGAGAAAUCACAGCCGGCCAACAGGGGAGGUGAAUUGCAAGGAUUUCUUGUCACAGAUCCAUAGAAACAGAAAGGAGAUCCACCUUGGCUACCAUGCCUGCCCAAUAUCACUCAGCUACUGAGCGGACGAGCUGGGACCAGAGCACAGAUGAGACUGGAGACUGAAAGGCUUGCCAAAUCCUGGGCAGCUCAGAAGUGGGAGUCCCGGGGCGCUGCCCCUGCCCCUCCAUUGCGCCUUCCACUCUGGGCCAGAGGCAGCAUGGUCCGUGGGGCACCAUGGGACCUGACAGAGUGACAGCCAGAGAGCUGUGUGAGAAUGACGACCUUGCCACCAGCCUUGUCCUGGACCCCUACCUCGGCUUCCGCACCCAUAAGAUGAACGUCAGCCCCGUGCCCCCCCUGCGGCGACAGCACCACCUGCGCUCAGCGCUGGAGGCCUUCCUGAGGCAGCGGGACCUGGAGGCUGCGUACCGGGCCCUGACGCUGGGAGGCUGGAUGGCCCACUACUUCCAGAGCCGGGGCCCGCGGCAGGAGGCUGCCCUCAAGACCCACAUCUAUCGCUACCUCCGAGCCUUCCUGCCUGAAAGCGGCUUUACCAUCCUACCCUGUACACGCUACUCCAUGGAGACAAAUGGAGCCAAGAUUGUGUCUACCAGAGCUUGGAAGAAGAACGAGAAGCUGGAACUGCUGGUGGGCUGCAUCGCAGAGCUGCGGGAGGCCGACGAGGGGCUGCUGAGGGCCGGGGAGAACGACUUCAGCAUCAUGUACUCCACCCGAAAACGCAGUGCGCAGCUGUGGCUGGGCCCCGCAGCCUUCAUAAACCAUGACUGCAAACCCAACUGCAAGUUUGUGCCCGCAGAUGGGAACGCGGCCUGCGUGAAGGUGCUCCGGGACAUUGAGCCAGGGGAUGAGGUGACCUGCUUCUACGGGGAGGGCUUCUUUGGCGAGAAGAAUGAGCACUGUGAAUGCUACACGUGUGAGAGGAAAGGCGAAGGAGCCUUCCGCCUGCAGCCCCGGGCACCCCUGCCCCCUCGGCCCCUGGACAAGUAUGAGCUCCGGGAGACGAAGCGGAGGCUGCAGCAGGGCCUGGAUGGCAGUGGCCGGCAGGGUCCACUGGGCCCAAGGGCCUGUGCCCACCUCUCCCCGCUGCGCCGGGACCCGUUCUGUGCCGCCUGCCAGCCCAGGCGCCCCCUGCCCUGCAGUGCCCGCCUUGACGCCUCGCCCCUCUGGCUCCAGUGGCUGCCUCAGCCCCAGCUCCGGGUGCGCCCCCGCAGGCGCCGGCGCCCCCAGCCCCGGCGGGCCCCAGCGCCCCCCAUUCUCCGCACCGCCCGCGUCUCCUUGCACCAGUGGGGAGGCUGUGGUCCCCACUGCUGCCUGCGUGCAGAGGCCCUGGUGGCCCUGGGCCCGGCCCCCCGCGCCCACUGGGCUCCUCAGCAGGACUGGCACUGGGCCCGGCGCUACGGGCUGCCUUACGUGGUGCGUGUGGACCUGAGCCGCGUGGCGCCGGCCCCACCCGCUGCCCCCGCGCCUGCGGGGACCCCAGGCCCUGCCCCCAUCCCCAAGCAGGCCCUUGCCUUCGCCCCCUUCUCCCCACCCAAGCGCCUGAGGCUGGUGGUCAGCCACGGCUCCAUUGACCUGGAUGUCAACGGUGACGGGCCGUGAUGGGCUAGACAGGGAGGCCCCAGGCCAGGAGAGGAAGGAGUCCCUCCUCGUCCCCCUUCCCCCCCCCGAGCCCCAAGUUCUCGGGGACUCACUGACCUCUAGAAGGAGCCGCUGGACCUCUGGGAGGGAGCUGGCCCUUGGCCCCAGCACAGUUCUGCCCGGGACUGGGUUGGUGUGGAGACACCCAGGGAUCUGACCCCUGACCCUUUGUGACUGCUGACCCCUGAGCCACCCCCACCCCAGCAGGGUGCCCUGGCCACUGCUGCCCUCCCACCCCAACUCCAGCCUCAGGACUGUGGGAGCCAUUCCCUUCCCUACCCACCUCCUGCCCAGGGAGCAAAGCCAUAAGGGGUGGGGGCCACCCCAUGGCAUCUCCCCAGAAGCCCAGGCCUCAGGAGGAGGCAGAACUGACUUGGGGGUGGCACUGCCUAGAGACUGCGCUACGGAGGGGAGUGGGCUUGCUCCCAGCUCUGCGACUGUCCGAGGUGGGGGGCAGGCUGGGGAGGUGUCUGGGACACGUCCUCACCAGCCCGUGGGUCUCAGGGAGGCCGGAUGCGACCUCAUCUUUCUCAUGGUGCUAUCCCUGGUGCUACUGGGGUGUGGGGGUCCCUCCCCUCCCCCACACCAGAAUGGGGUAUGUUGGGGGAUUGGAAGCACUUGAACUUUUUAUUUUAUUAAAACCUUGUUAUAAGCAGUG
Messenger RNA from Callorhinus ursinus (northern fur seal), 3067 nucleotides. NCBI's taxonomy places the organism in Eukaryota, Metazoa, Chordata, Mammalia, Carnivora, Otariidae. The record is from RefSeq and is a predicted model, not a curated record.